Humulus lupulus (European hop) is the source of this 639-nucleotide messenger RNA. RefSeq lists its product as uncharacterized. NCBI's taxonomy places the organism in Eukaryota, Viridiplantae, Streptophyta, Magnoliopsida, Rosales, Cannabaceae. The record is from RefSeq and is a predicted model, not a curated record. The coding region runs from base 1 to 639 and encodes 212 amino acids. The transcript has 2 exons.
AUGCCUGGAACUUGGUUAAACGCAAUCAGAAAAGCACUGCCCUGCAAAUCUCAGCCAUCGGAUGUAUCCGACCCAGAGAGAUCAUCUUCUGUGGGAUGUCUUUCAAAUCUCAGAGGAUGCAAAAGGCACAAGGAAAAGGAAUCAAACUGCAGUUCAAAGGUACAAGGAAUAAUUAUUAGUACCCAGCACUAUCCCAAAACCAACAUUACUGGCAAUGAAACAGUCCUUCAUCAUAACUUGAGAAUGAGAUCUUCAAGGGAACCAGGGAAAGCUAGUAAUGGUGGCAUGGCUAAGAGGGUUGGUAGAGCCGAAGGCAUGGAUAUGGUGUCGCGUUUUAAGCUGGAAAACCCAGUAUUUGAGCAAUCAAGGGAAUACUAUGGUGGUAAUUAUUCUACUGUGGUUUGUCAAAUGUGUGGUCAGCAACAUCACAAAUCUUCCGUUAAUGCCAUUGACUACUCACAUCGUUUGUCCAAGCGCUAUACAGUCUCUAUUGAAAGUAUCUCCCAUUGUCGUCGUUUGCCUUUCUCAGUGAGCGAACUACUGGAAGGAGACUCAUCGAGAAAAAUCGUCGAAAUAAUUUGUCAAACAGGGCAAGAUGAGAAGCAACAUGUGAAGAUGGAGACUGUUAGGAAUAGCUAA